UCGGCCACAUUUUUUUUUCGAAAAAUGACUUCAUCAUCGGAAAGUAUUCUCCUGUUAGUGCCUCACGUAAAACUAAAGAAAAAUGAAGGAGAACUAUAUUUAAUGACAGAAAGGCUGGGAUGGAUGGUGGGGAAUAAAGACAGUUUCAGUGUAUCGCACAAAUACUCAGAUAUCAAAACCCAAAAGAUUUCACCAGAAGGAAAGCCUAAAGUACAGUUGCAAGUGUGUCUACAUGAUGGAAGUGCAACAACAUUCCAGUUUGUUAAUCCAUCAGGACAAGCUGAGCAAAUGGCAGACAGGGAUAAAGUGAAAGAUUUACUUCAACUCAUGCUACCCAAGUUCAAAAGAAUGGUUAACAAAGAUCUUGAAGAGAAAAAGCUUUUUCUGUCUGAAAACCCUCAGUAUCGCCAGUUGUACAUGGAUCUUGUAAAGUCAAAUGUCAUAUCUGCUGAGGAAUUUUGGUCUGAUCAUGCAACACAAUUUAUUAAACAACAACAAGAAACUAAAAAUGCCACCCAGCAAGAUGUUGGCAUCUCAGCUUCAUUCUUGGCUGAUAUCAAACCUCAAACAGAUGGCUGCAAUGGUGGUGUUAGGUACCUACUAACAUCUGAUGUGAUGGCCAGCAUCUUCAGAACCUACCCAUCAGUAAAGCAAAAACAUCUGAAGUGUGUACCAAACAAAAUGACAGAAGAGGAGUUUUGGAAAAAGUUUUUCUCAUCCCAUUACUUGCACCGUGACAAAAAUAUUAAUGAUACCAAAGAUCUAUUUACGGACUGCGGCAAACAAGACGAACAAGUACUAAAACAAGAUCUUACAACUGCCAUCAACGAUCCUCUUCUGGAUCUAACGGCGCUGAAUGAUGUAGAAGAAGAAACCUCGGGAACCCCAUCCAACGCCAAAAUUAACAAUAUUGCCCAUCAAAACAUGAUUCGACGGUUUAACCAGCAUUCCAUCUUAGUUUUAAAAGCUUCUGAACAAGCAGCUGGAGCUGAGCCUGCUGUUGUUGAAGCCGCUCCACCAAAGAGGAUGAGGUUACAAGAGGCGUUAACUUAUGAUGAUUUGGAGUCUAAUGAAUCAAAUCCUUCCGUCCAAUUGAAUCUGUGCCGUAUUGAGAGGUACCUUAACGGACCUCCCACCACAGUUACCUCACAAGCAGGAGUCAACAAAAACGGAUCAUCUACCGGACAGGCAGUUGAUCCGAAUACCUUCAAAUCUAUUCUAGGCCGAUGGAUGCGUGGAGGAGGCGAUAGAUAUAACCCCUUAGAUGUACUCAGUUCCGCCACGGCGGUCACCGUCUUAGGUGAACUAUCCAUCGGUGGUUCCUUAAUGCGAGGACCUCAGCCAAAUUCGGCGAUCCAUCUGACGAGCGAACUGCAGAAAGAACUAAAAGAACUAUACGUUUCACUUAGUGAAAUUCUGAAACAUUUUUGGGCUGCGUUUCCUCCGUCAACACCUGAACUAGUGCAGAAGACCAAUCGAAUGAUAGAUGCCCUUCACAAAUUCAAUCAAGCAAAAUUGACUCCCUACGAACAGAAGCUCAUUCAAGCAAGCACGUCGAGUGAAGCCGAAAAUAUUCUCAGACCCUUAAGGUUCCAACUCCAGGCAGCCAUAAGAAAACAUUCCCAAUUAUCUGAACGGCGCCCUUUGCCACGAACUGCCGUGUCUUCAAUGUGAUGUUUUUUGAAGCAAAAAUCGAUAAGUUCAGCUUAUGGACGCAUAAAGCGAACCUCUAAAGUAAAGUGUAUUUGAACAAUUCAACCUGUUGGGUCAAUGUUUUUGGGACCUUGACCAACAUGGCAUACAAUAGUAUAUUGAA
Messenger RNA from Daphnia carinata, 1816 nucleotides. RefSeq names its product general transcription factor IIH subunit 1-like (gene Tfb1). Lineage: Eukaryota; Metazoa; Arthropoda; Branchiopoda; Diplostraca; Daphniidae. The record is from RefSeq and is a predicted model, not a curated record. Bases 25 to 1674 code for a protein of 549 amino acids. The transcript is spliced from 9 exons. Gene Ontology annotation, biological process: transcription by RNA polymerase I; nucleotide-excision repair; transcription by RNA polymerase II. Gene Ontology annotation, cellular component: transcription factor TFIIH core complex; transcription factor TFIIH holo complex.